Molecule: messenger RNA, 1726 nt
Organism: Perca flavescens (yellow perch)
Lineage: Eukaryota; Metazoa; Chordata; Actinopteri; Perciformes; Percidae
Product: tumor protein p53-inducible nuclear protein 2
Exons: 5
Coding region: 269-778 (169 amino acids)
Biological process (GO): autophagosome assembly; positive regulation of DNA-templated transcription
Cellular component (GO): autophagosome; nucleus
Source: RefSeq, a predicted model, not a curated record
UAGUCUCAGAUAAAACUCUUUAAAAACAUUAUGGAGUUAGCUAGCUUGUUGUUUGGUUGUUUAUCCCAAGCUAGCUAACUCCAUAAUGUAAUAGUCCAUUCGCUCACGCACAAACCGGACGCAGGGAGGACUUGGACUCGCCGAUAAACAACUUUGAGAUCAAAACAAUCUCUGAAGAACAGCAAGAGAGCGGGGAUCCUUUCUGUACAACGACCACACCCGAAGACAAACAUACUUUAUUUGGUCGGAUUGCAAUAGAGGCAUAAAGAUGAUCGGAAAGAUUCUUUCUCAUCUGCUUGGGAACGCCGGGGAAGACUUUGAGGAGGCAGAGGACACUUACGAGGAUCUGAUGGAGUUUGAGGAGGGAGGAUGGGUGAUUGUUAAUCUCCCAGAGAGCGGGCUGCUGUCAGCCCCUGAGGUGGAUCCCCUGGAGAACCUGCUGAUAGAGCACCCCAGCAUGUCUGUCUACCAGAUGAGCUGCAGGAUGAGUGGAGAGGAGGAGGAGGAGGAGGAGCUGGGCUCUGAUGAAGAUGAAGAGGACACCUCCAGGCCUGUGGCAGUAAAGCCGCACAUAUCGUGGCGUCUGGCUGCCUGGGGAAUCCCUCUGCCCUGCAACAUCCAGCUGCUGGCGGUCCAGAGGGCCAGGGCCCAGGCUGAGCAGAGGAAGCUGAGCCGCAGCGCCCUCCACAGGCACAACCUGGCUAAGGUGCGAUUCUCCCCGGCAGAGAAACGCUACGGCCACUUCAAGCAGCCCUGCCAGCGCCUCUACAACUACUGAACGGGAGUGAUGGGACUGCGUGUGAGAGGGUGUGUUUCCAGUUGCCUCUACCAUAGCUAAGUUGUGCAGCGCAGUGCCUUGACUCUGAAUUUACUCAGGUUUUUUUUUUUUUUUUUUGCAAUCGUUUCACCUCGCACAGUUAACGCUGUAUAUCCCAAGGCCAAGCAUGUGGGAUUCACCUAUUCCGGUGCAGUAAAAUAAUCGAACAUCGGACAAAUGAACCACACACACACACACACAAGUGUUUAUUUUGAUUUGAAUACAGGCAACCUGUACUGCACCCCUUGCAUCUGAAACCCCCGAGAACACUGAAUCUCCUGAUCUCCUGAUCUCCUGAUCUCCCUCCUCAUGAUUGACACGGUCGGUCCCUCAGGUUUGAAAGCAUUAACGCACCGUUACUUUCAAAUAAAAGCCUUUCGUACAUUAUGAACAGUUGAGUUGUUUGAGUGAUUAGAUAUUAGUAGGAAUAGGGCUUAUAGGAAGUUGGAGGUGUGUGAAAGUUAUUCUAAAAGUGUUUUUACUGUGCGACACUGAUCCAAAUCUGAAAACUUCAAACCUGUAGAAAAGAUUUGCUUGAAAUGAGUGAACUAUGAUGCAGUUGGAUCACGGUGUUAUGGCAUGUUUUUUUGACUGGUGAUGCGGGAUUUUAUUCAGUAUGUUUUAUAUCCCGUGCCUUAGCUUUAGACGUUUUUGUGACGAGUGUAAUAAAAGCUCAUUUUUAUAUCACGGUGACCUAUACAGCAUUCAUGUCAAAAAAUAAUUACACAUCCACUGUUAAUGUUUUGUAUAGGGUCAACCAUUUUGUACUUUUCAGCAAGUUCUCACUUUUUCAUGUAAGACACAGAUUGUUCAUUUCAGACGAGUGUAAAUACAGUUCAAUAUUAUGUUUUUCUAUUUGCGUGUAUUUAUAAAAUGUACAAAAAAAAUAAUAAAGUCUUGUUUUCUUAA